This is a messenger RNA of Rhodotorula toruloides NP11, 3423 nucleotides long. Its product is annotated as bromodomain-containing factor 1. Lineage: Eukaryota; Fungi; Basidiomycota; Microbotryomycetes; Sporidiobolales; Sporidiobolaceae. The transcript is spliced from 4 exons. Gene Ontology annotation, cellular component: nucleus; chromatin. Gene Ontology annotation, biological process: chromatin remodeling; regulation of DNA-templated transcription. The coding region runs from base 1 to 3423 and encodes 1140 amino acids. The record is from RefSeq and is a predicted model, not a curated record.
AUGUCGCACGCCGAGCACUCCAACACCGACAACCCGCACCACGACCCAGCCCCCGCCGCACCGAAGGAGCACCUGCCCCCGCCCCCUCCUCCUCCUCACUCGCUCCCGACCCCGCCCAACACAGACACUCCAGCAGCAGCAACGACGAUGGAACAGCAGCAGCAGAACGGCCACUCUGCACUCGAACCCGCGCCCGCACCUCCCCCCGCCUCGCUCGACUCGCCCGCCGUCCCUCCUCCCCCUCCACCUGCCGUCCCUCUCCCGCCGCACCUCGGCCUCCCUGCCAAGCUCGAGCACACAGACAGCACAAGCAGCGUCGCAGCGCAGCCUCCCACGCCGAUGCACCAACCCGCUCAGCCCGCCCAGCCCAUCGAGAACGGUUCCUUGUCCUUCGAAGCGAUGGCCAACGGCGCACCGCACGAGCACGAGCACUCGCACGGGACGUUCAACGAGCAGGCUGAAGAGGCGGUCGAGCAUGCGCAUGCGCAUCCCGGGCUCGGGUCGAUCCAGCACGAGUGGGAGCAGCGACUUGCGGGCGCCUCGGGCUCGGGGGCAGACGGGACAGAGACGCCUCCUGCGGGAGUUGACGUCCUUGCGGAUGUUGCGAUGGGCGAGGCGGUUCUUGGGUUGGCGGAAUUCGCGGCUGGAGCGGGGUCGGGAGACGUGAAAGAGGGGUCGCCUGGCGUGUCGGUGCAGGCGGCGGAUGAUGGGCCGGCGAAUCCCGUCCCCCCGACGCAGGGAGGGACGCUGAAGCGUUCGUCGCCGGACCGUGACCGAGACGAGGCGGGCGAUGCGGCGGGAUUGCUGGGAUUCGCGCAGGGAGAGGUCGUGCAGGGAGGCGGAGACGAGCGCGAGGCGAAGCGGGUUAAGGUCGAGCCAGAGGUUUCCGACGCCUGUUGCGCCCGCCGUCCCUUCGCCUGCGCCUUACUCCCCCUCACCCCCUCACCCGCCGCUCCUCCCCCUCCCGCAGCGCCUUCCAUCGUCGAGCCAAUCGCCGCCUCGACUUCCGCAGCCGCAGCGCCCGACUCGUCCGUCCCCGCACCCGCCGCCUCUCCCGCCCCGAUCCCCGUCCAAGGCUACGACCCCUCAGCCUUCACCUCCGCUCCGACGCUCGCCUCGUCCGCCUCGCCUUACCCUCCCGCUCCCGCCUCUGCCCCGCCGAUGCCGACCAUGUCUCCGUCCGACUUGCAUACUUUCGCGGGCGGACCCGUACCGGGACCGUCGUCUGCUUCGCUCCCUCCUCCCUCGGCUGCUUCACCCUCCGUAUCCAUCGCAUCCCCCAAUCCCGCCAUGUUCGCCGCGUCGCCCGACGCGUUCCAGCAGCAGCCUCAACAGCCCGUCGCCUCGACCUCUGCCGCUCCCGCUCCCGCUGAAGACGCCGACGCCAACGCCUCUCCCGUCCCUCCGCCUCCCGAGCCCAUCGCCGUCAUGACGAAAGAGCAACAGAAGCACGCGAUCAACAUGGUUCGCAACCUCAAGCGCAACAAGAACGCGCCACCGUUCCUCAAACCCGUCGACGCAGUCGCGCUUCACAUCCCCGACUAUUACAAGAUCAUCCUCGAACCGAUGGAUCUGGGAACGAUCGAGGCGAGGUUGCAGGCGACGAGUAAGGCGAUGCAGGGUGCGAACAAGGCGGGGAGGACGUACGGGUUGGAUUAUUCCGAGGGCCGUGAUCCGAAUGCGCGAUGGGAGGGUCAGGUCCCCGAGGGCGAGGAACCGCAUACGUACAGGACCGUCGCCGAGUUCAAAUACGACCUCGACCUCGUGUGGAACAACUGUUUCCGGUACAACGGCCCGCGCGACAAGAAUCCGGUGUCGGCCAUGGCGGGCAACUUGAUGGAUGCGGCGGAGAAGGCGUAUAGGGCUAUGCCGUUCGCUCCGGCUGUUAGCCCCUACCCGCCGAAGGAACCGCCCAAGCCCGUCAUGCCCGCCUACCUCCCCCCUCCCCGACCCGCCGAAAACACCCGUCCAAAGCGCGAGAUCCACGCGCCCGCCAAGGACCUCCCGUACCUCGAGUCCGCAGGCGUCGACAUCACCGCCGGCGGGAUCUACAACCUCGCUGGCAUUCCCGGUCACGCCCCGCCGCCGAAGAAGGCCAAGAGCGCGCAGAAGAUUGCGCAGGAGCAGUUGAGGUUCUGUAAGGAGGUCGUCAAGGAGUUGUUCAAGAAGACGCACGAGUCGUAUGCGUUUCCGUUCUACCAGCCUGUCGACUUGAACGUCUACCCGCAGUACACGCAGUACGUUCAGACGCCGAUGGAUCUCUCGACGAUCCGGAGCAAGCUCGAGCACAACCAGUACCCGCUCCCGCCGUACCAAGCGUUCGAGCACGACGUCCGACUCAUCUUUGCCAACUGCUACGCGUUCAACCCGGCCGGCACAGCCGUCAACGACUGGGGCCACCGGCUCGAGGCCGUCUUCGAGACCAAGUGGGCGGAGCGGCCGAUGGCGUACGAGGACGACUCGGAGGACGAGGACGAGAGCUUCUCGUUCAUGGAGCAGCAGCUCAUCGUCAUGCAGCAGAACCUCGAGCUCAUGCGCCAGAACAAGAAGGCCCAGAAGGAGGCCAAGCGCCUCCAGCACAUGCAGGCGCAGGUCCGCAUGCCUCACGUCGUCGCGCCUCUCCCGCCUCCGCCCGCGCCGAAGCCCAAGAAGCCCUCGCAGCAGCAGCAGAUGUACUCGGCCUACGCCAAUUCGCCGUACGGCGCGCCGCAGGCCGUCCCGCGUCCGAAGAAGCCGUCGGGCGCGCGGACGAGCAGCGGCGGGAUGGGCGGGAUGGGCGGCGGAGGACAGCGCAAGCCGAAGCGCCCGAAGCACGACGACGACUCGGACGACUACUACGAGGACGACGGCGGAGCGUACUACGGCGGCGGCGGGUCGUCGUCGUCGAGGCGGCGCUCGACGCACCAUGCCGCGCAUGCCGAGCCGAUGAUGGAGGAGUAUGUCGACUUUGACAUGAAGCGCGAGCUGGCGGUCAAGAUCGUCGCGUUCGAGGGCGACCAGCUCGAGGAGGCGAUCAACAUCAUCCGUCGCGGCAGGCCCGACCUCCUCGGCGCCGCGAACCAGGAGAUCGAGCUCGACAUCGACCAGCUCGAUCAGGCGACCCUCCUCAACCUCUACCGCUACGUCUGCCCCGGCUCACAGCCUGCCACUCGCCCCAUCCAGGCGCCUCAGCGCGCCGGGUCGUCCAAGCCCGCCAAGAGUGGGAACCGCAACGCCCGCAAGAACCUCGACGAGGACCUCGAGUCGCAGCGCAUCGAGGCGCUCGAGGCCCAGCUCAGGCAGUUCGACCAGCCUGCCGAGUCGAGCGACGCUGGUGCGGUUCCGCAGGAGGGCGGAGGCGGCGGCGCGGCGCACGGUGAGGGCGACCAGGCUAGCAGCGACAGCUCGGACGACGACAGCGACUCGGACUCGGACAUGGAGUGA